Messenger RNA from Psilocybe cubensis, 1674 nucleotides. Its product is annotated as Cytochrome P450 67. The coding region runs from base 1 to 1674 and encodes 557 amino acids. Lineage: Eukaryota; Fungi; Basidiomycota; Agaricomycetes; Agaricales; Agrocybaceae. Gene Ontology annotation, molecular function: heme binding; oxidoreductase activity, acting on paired donors, with incorporation or reduction of molecular oxygen; monooxygenase activity. The transcript is spliced from 11 exons. The record is from RefSeq and is a predicted model, not a curated record.
AUGGCGAAGAUUCCAAGUGUACACCUCAGUCAUUCAGACGCACUGUUGAGUGCCGUUUUCUGCGGACUGAGUCUUCAUCUAUUAUUCAAUAAACUUGAAAUCACCCACAUUACUGCUCUGAAACGUAUAUUGAUACUAUCACCGCUGCUUCCAGUGCCCGCUAUACUCCCUCACUAUCCCAACUCUGCCUCGGUUGCAAUCCUAGUGUCCUAUGGCAUUGUUUAUGGAACACUCGCCGCAUCAAUUCUCAUUUACCGUCUAUCACCUAUCCACCCACUAGCCAAGUACCCUGGACCACUCCUUGCCAAAUGCAGUCAAUUUUGGAACAUAUACAACUCGUAUACAGGCCGGACGCAUCUCAACCACUUAAAUCUUCACAAACGUUAUGGACCCAUUGUUCGGACAGGUCCUAAUGAGGUCUCGGUAUGUGACGCAGACGUUGUCCAGGCCAUACUUGGACCAGAUGGGUUAGCUAAAGGACCAAUUUGGUCGGGAAGGCAUACUCCGAAACGGAAGCACUACUCCCUUAUCAGCAUCCGGAACAUGGCUGAACACCUUCGACGACGGAAAGUCUGGAAUAGGGCAUUCAGCAUACCUCGAAUUAAAAAUUACGAACCUAUUCUAAGAAAACGUCUGGACCAAUUAGUAGAUGCACUUCAGGCCGCUUCCAGAUCAAAUAAACACGUUGAUUUAGCAGAGUGGAUGUCAUUUUUUGCAUACGAUUUUAUGGGUGACAUGGCAUUUGGUGGAUUUUUCGAGUUGAUGCGAGAUGGUGAUGUCGAUGGCCUUUGGAAAAUGAUGGAGAAGGGCAUCAGGGUACAGGCCUACACACAACAUAUUCCAUGGGCUGCCCCGAUCUUGUAUGAGUUGCCGGGGAUGGGAAAAAAUGCGUCGAAGUUGAUGAACUUCGUGAUAGAGACAUCUAAAAAACGAAUAGAACGUGGCGUGGCAUUCACUGGGGAAGACCUCAGCUCCCAUCUGCUUGAUGAAGUCAGUGCGUCACCACAACCGGCUUCAUUCGGUGACUUUUCCUCCGAUGCUUUCCUGGCUAUUGUUGCUGGCUCAGACACCACGGCCACUGUAUUAAGCAACAUAUUUUUCUACAUUCUAUCUGAUAAAAUGAUAUUCGAAAGGCUUCGGGAAGAGGUUGACCACAAUUUCCCAAGAAAAGAAGGCACAGCCCCUAGUGACGAUUCAACAAAGCUCGCAAACAUGCCUUAUUUGAAUGCAGUCAUAAAUGAGGCCUUACGGUUGCAACCACCUGUUCCAACUGGUCUCCAACGGGGGCCCGAGCCUGGGGCCGAGGGCAAAAUGGUCGGCAACAUGUUCAUCCCACCAGGGACUGGAGUGUAUACCCCUCCGUAUGUGAUUCAUCGCGACGAACGAUACUUUAGCCCUGAUCCUGAUCGAUUCUGGCCUGAGAGAUGGUUGAAUACACAGCCUAAGGUGAUAACUAACCAAGCAGCCUUCCUCCCUUUUUCACUUGGACCAAUGAAUUGUGUUGGCAAGUCACUCGCGCAAUUAGAACUGCGAAUCAUCGUGGCUACUCUGGUACAACAAUUCGAAAUGGACUUCAAAGUUGGCUGGGAUCCUGCAAAUUGGUUAAACGAUCUUGAAGACUGCUUUGUUUUUAUAAAGGGUGUUCUUCCAGUUGUCCUUAGCCCUCGGGCAUAA